UCGUUAAACCGAACUAUAUAUAAAAAGAAACGUUUUGAGCGAAUAUCUUCAUUUAUCGUACGGACGUAGUUUAUAUAUACAUUUAAAGUAAAACGUAAUUUAAAUAACUUACUUCACCUCAUAGUUCUAAUUAUAUUUGUAUACACAUACUUAAAACGGAUUUAAAACAGCUUAGCAUUAUUGGUGGUAAAAAAAGCACGUAAUGAUGAUGAUCCAUUUGAUUUAUUUCCUGGUGUGCGUGUUCUCCGCAUCCGGACUUUUCUGUGAUAAGCCAUGUGACGUAUGUCCGGAAUAUACUGAAUAUACUAACGAGCUUCCCAAAUCAGACAAUGUCAUAACAACUGUUAAUGUUCCAGCAGAAUGCACCAAUGGAAUUUUCAACUGGCAUUAUCCCAAAGGACACACCAUGCUACAUUUUCAAAAUGUGAAAGAGCUGAGAAGAACUAUCUGUAUAAGAGACAGUCUAGGUGGCGAUUUCUUCAAUAUAACGGAAAAGGCUACGAAUGAACGCCUGGGGCCAUUUGAUGAUAAAAUAUCAGCCUGUUUUAACGCAACAUUCGCACGAGACAUUGUUCUUCAAGUGACCGCACAUCCAGAUCAUGUUUACUUUGGAGGGUUUGAAUACAGAAUAUACAGAUAAAAUGUGUAGAAUUUCGAAAUAAAAUUUGAAAAUAA
Messenger RNA from Ruditapes philippinarum (Manila clam), 675 nucleotides. RefSeq lists its product as uncharacterized. Lineage: Eukaryota; Metazoa; Mollusca; Bivalvia; Venerida; Veneridae. The transcript is spliced from 4 exons. The record is from RefSeq and is a predicted model, not a curated record. Bases 203 to 640 code for a protein of 145 amino acids.